Messenger RNA from Corticium candelabrum, 1103 nucleotides. RefSeq lists its product as uncharacterized. The record is from RefSeq and is a predicted model, not a curated record. NCBI's taxonomy places the organism in Eukaryota, Metazoa, Porifera, Homoscleromorpha, Homosclerophorida, Plakinidae. Bases 1 to 1002 code for a protein of 333 amino acids. The transcript has a single exon.
AUGCUGCCGCUCUCACUGUGGGAAUUUGUGCUGCUAUCCCUCUACUGGAGCCACACCGCUUGCCUACCGACUGUCCCCAAUCUUACCAGCGAUGCGUCGUCUCUGUCGUUGGUGACGUCUGUGGCACGGCCGGGCGCUCAGUUUCUUCCAUCAACCGGAAAACUUCUCGACGUUCUCCUCCUCAACAGUUCGCAUCUUACAGGUCACUUCAUCUCGCACUCCGGCGUUUCGCUUUACUUCUCGUCGACCAGCAGCGGUAGCUUGCACGUGCGUCGUUCCGACGGCAGCACAAUCAUCGAGCACGACUUCCUAGCAUCAAGCAGACGCAUUCACUUUGCAAAGAUGGGAGAUCACCAUUUCGUGUACGACACGCAAGCAGACGGUAAGACGUACAAACUAACGUCACGCAGUCGAUCGAAAAAAGAAAUCCGUGAGAGAUACGACGCCAGACGAGAACAUAAUCAUACGUCCAAUGAAAAGGAAAUGGCAGACGCAUUUCAUCAAUUGUCGCUAGAUCCGCACGCUCGUUUGCUCGCCAAGCUGUCACAAGCUCUAGGUGAGUUCGGAAUCUACGGCUACAAAUCUCCAGCUUCGCUUCCUCUUCACGCUACUGCCCUAUCUGUUUGGCGUCAGUCGCCAACCAACGAAACUGAGAAAAUGGCGGAUCUAGAAUCGUUUGAGCAACGGAUGCAAAAAGGCAAUCUCAUGGUUUCUCGCCAACAGCGUAGAUGGCUGUUUGCACCGUUGGUGCAAAGAAUACUCGAACCGGCUAAUAGAGUAGCACGAUCGUGUCGAUCCCUGGAAGACGAUCAUCACAAUGAUGCUUGUCUGGGAAUGUGUGGUGGAAACUGCAACUGUUGGAUAUGGGUGUGCGGAAACUGCUGCUGGAACAGGGGAUGUUACGAGCAUGACGUAUGCUGUAGGGGAACGGGUACGGUGUCUUGUUACCUUCCCAUUGGCUUCAGCUGCGAUGGUUACUGGCAAUACCCUUCCUGCUUCUGAGCGUAACUACGUGAGCACAGUGAUUGACCAUGAAUUUUUCUUUAGCGUGUAGUACAGAUUGUGUAAAUGUCGAGAAGUUACAAGUGGGUAGAGUCCAGGCA